AUGUAUAAUUCGCGCAAUUCAUAUGGUUCAUCAUCCUCGAUGAACAGCACCCCUCAGCCAUCGUCAUAUCAGAACAAUAACAACUACAGAGAUCGACAAUCUCGAGGUAAUCGAGACACAAGAACAUCCGAAAGACACCAAGGAUACAAUCCUCAACAAGUCGAUCAACAACUCGCCUCACAAGAUAAAAAACAAGGAUAUAGAAGAAUUGCCGACCAUGGUAACAAUAUGGGCCGAUGGUAUAUUCAUAAAUCUUUGGGAUUGACUAAUAAACGACAACAACGAAUCGGGGUAAUACGACCAGAAUCUAGUUUUUUAAUCGAUUUAAUGCCCUCGUUGGCAUAUUCAUCUUCUAUGAAUUUAGAUAGGAGGAAUAAUGGGAAUAAUUUGGCCGUGAUGGAUAUACAAACGAAAUUUGUCCAUUUAUCGCUGAAUAAAUUAAAACAUAGUAUUAAUGCUGUGAAAUGGACACCGGAGGGGAGAAGAUUGUUGGUUGCUUCACAUAGUGGAGAAUUUACACUUUGGAAUGGGAUGACUUUUAAUUUUGAAACGAUUAUGCAAGCUCAUGAUUCUCCAAUAUUGGCAUUGAAAUAUUCAUAUAAUGAUGAAUGGUUAUUAAGUGGAGAUCAAAGUGGACAAAUCAAAUAUUGGCAAUCCAAUUUUAAUAAUGUUAAUAAUAUAUCAGGACAUUCAAGUGGGAUUCGAGAUAUUGCAUUUUCACCAAAUGAUUCCAAAUUCUUAACUGGUGCUGAUGAUUCAACUUUAAAAAUUUGGAAUUUUAAUAAUGGGAAAGAAGAAAGAACUUUAACUGGUCAUCAUUGGGAAGUUAAAUCAGCAGAUUGGCAUCCUGAUUUAGGUUUAAUAGUAAGUGGAUCCAAAGAUAAUUUAGUGAAAUUAUGGGAUCCUCGUGUUUCAUCUUGUAUAACAACUUUACAUGGUUUUAAACAUACUGUAAAUAAAACUAGAUUUCAACCAGCAGGUACUAAAAGAUUAUUAGCUUCUGUUUCUCGUGAUAGAUCAUGUAGGAUAUUUGAUUUAAGAACAAUGAAGGAUAUCUUAAUCCUAAGAGAUCAUGAAACUGAUUUAUCUUGUGUUGCAUGGCAUCCAAUGCAUGCAUCAAUGAUAACCACUGCCGCAUAUAAUGGAUCAAUGAAUACAUAUUUAUUAGAUUCUUAUAUUCCAGAUUCAAAUUCUUCCAUACCCAAAAGAAAUACUAGUGGAUUUAAUACUGCAAGCCUGGUGGAUUCUGUACAUAAGAUUCCCUAUGCUCAUGAGAAAGCAAUCCAUGCUUUGGAAUAUCAUCCAAUGGGUCAUUUAUUAUGUUCGGCAGGUUCUGAUAAGACUGCGAGAUUUUGGUCUCGUGCUAGACCCAAUGAUCCAAUGGCAUGGAAGGAUGCAUUGUAUACUGAUGAAAAACAUGGUGCAUGGUAUUAUGCUGUGAAUAAUAAUGUCAAUGCUGUGAUAGAAGAUCCAACUGUUGUCGCCGCUGCUGCUGCGACUGCGGCUUCUACUGAGACAGGCACUACUACGACGGAUGCUACUAGUGGUGAUGGAACAAGUGUUACUAAUGCAGAAACAGCAGAAAAAUCAACCGGUAUGAGAAUUCCUGGAUUAAGUAGUAUACCUGGAUUGAAUAGUUUAGAAGAUAGUCUGAUAACUACAAAUGGAAAUACAAUUCCAGGUUUAGGAGGACACUAG
Hemisphaericaspora subhashii is the source of this 1698-nucleotide messenger RNA. RefSeq names its product cleavage polyadenylation factor subunit. Bases 1 to 1698 code for a protein of 565 amino acids. The transcript has a single exon. The record is from RefSeq and is a predicted model, not a curated record. Gene Ontology annotation, molecular function: protein binding. NCBI's taxonomy places the organism in Eukaryota, Fungi, Ascomycota, Pichiomycetes, Serinales, Debaryomycetaceae. Gene Ontology annotation, cellular component: mRNA cleavage and polyadenylation specificity factor complex.